UGGUCGCAUAUUAUAAGACGUCAUUUAAUGUUUUGUAAACAAUACGAAAGUGCGUUGGAAAGUUAAAAUAGAGAAAGAUACAAAAAUAAUUGAGUAGCACGGAUUGCAGGUGGCGAUUGAAUAUACAUACGUAUAUAGUGGCAUUAUAAUUUCUUAACGUGGAAUAAAAAAAAAAAUAAAUAAAUAAAAAAGUAACAUGUGAGUUAAAAGGCAAGCGAAGCAUUUUAGUAUGUGAUCAAAUCCCGGAUAUUUUUUAGACAAUGGAACAUUUCGUUCAGGAAUAAUGCAAAUUUUUGCACAUGGGGGGAAUGUGAAUAAUAGUCCUCUUCAUUGGUGUGAUGGAAUGAUGUUAUUCUUUUUAUUUUAAGACGUAUUUGUAAUUUCGGAAAGUCUAUCCAACAUUGACACAUAUAAAAGCCAUAAAUAAACUUAACCAAAAGCUGUGACAAACAAUAGUUUUGGCUUUUUCCGUUCUGUUCAAUGUGCUUGCAAAAUAAUAUUUAUAAAAGAACCGAACCGCAGCAAUAGAAACGUUAGCAUUGAAGCAAUAACGAAUAAAACAAAAGAUAUAACAAACGAGAGGUGAAGGUCUUAAUAGAGCAACAGGAAAAGUUGUUUGUCAACUUGUGGCGUCCCUAGAUUUCGGCAGUUGAUGUACUCCUGACUGGUGCGUCAGAUAGCUCGGUCGUUGAAGUAAUAUUAAUAAUAGAAGCAAUUAGUACAUACACAAUGUCUUCCGUUACCCGUAGUGCGAGUGCUAGUCCAUCUGUUGGCCAUUCAAAUAACCAUCAGCACCCACAUAUUAUUCAAACGGAACGUCAAAGUUAUCAGCAUUCAACAGUAGAUCCCAGUAAUUUUCCACUUAAAUCAAUAACAGAUGUUGUGAAUUUUUUUCGUCGAUCACUAGAAUCAGGUUCCCACGGGCAUGGAAUUGAGCCCGACUUAACUUUGCUUUCAAUUGUUGCGGGCUAUGUCGAGCUUUCCUUAACUACAGGUGAUGCUGCCUUAGCAGCCGAACAUGCACUAUCGAACGCAACUACAAAUACGACUAUUUCUUCCCUUCCACUUCUUGCGGCUGGUGUUGGUUUAACGUCAGCGUCAACUUGCGGCAUAAUAAAGAGCAACAGUGUACCUUUUCCUGUUGUAACUUAUGAGUUGGUUUCGGGACUAUAUAAAAAAUUUCAAAGCAUACUAUCCGUAGUUGAUAAACCAAAGCCAACGCAAAAUCGCCAAGCAACUCGCGAAGUUAUCAAAAAGGUAUCAGACGUAAUUUGGCACUCUUUAAUAAGAAGUAGUUACAAGGAUCGGGCUCAUUUGCAAAACCUGUACAGUUAUUUAUCGGGCAAUAAAUUGGAUUGCUUUGGUGUAGCUCUUGCUGUUGUGGCAGGCUGUCAGAUGUUAGGCUAUCGUGAUGUACAUUUGGCUAUAUCUGAAGACCACGCCUGGGUCGUAUUUGGAUUAAAGCACACUGAAUGUAUUGAGGUUACGUGGCAUGGUAAAGGUAGCGAAGAUAAACGUGGUCAAGAUAUAACCGCUGGGAUUGAAUCUGGAACCUGGUUAUAUUUGGGUGGCUUGGCAGUUGUAUGUGAUAGAGCUAUGGAAGUUACUGCUAUAGUCUCAGCGAUUAAUAUAUCAAUGACAGCAAAUAGUGAUUGUGUAGAAGUUGCGGAUUUGCAGCAAAAAUUGCUUUGGUUACUGUACGACAUGGGUCAUUUGACAAAAUAUCCCAUGGCUUUAGGAACACUUGGCGAAUUGGAAGAAAUAUGUCCAUCACCAAAACGCAUAUCUUGUGAACAAUUAUAUAAAGAGGCUAUACAAUCUGCUCGUAAAUAUUAUCGCAACCAUCAUGUUUACCCUUAUACCUACCAGGGUAAUUUUUAUAAUCGGCUCUUAAAAUAUCGCGAAGCCUUUGCUGCGUGGGCUAAUGCCGCAGAUGUAAUACGUCUCUAUACGUACAGUUGCCGCGACGAUGAGGAAAUCUAUAAAGAGCUUUUGGACAUUGCAAAUGAGAUGAUACCCCACGUUAUGAAAACGGAAAGUUCGGGUCAUUCGGCACGAAGUAUUUUACGCGAUUCCGAAGUAUUUGCAAAUUUAUUGCGUUUCUAUGAUGGUAUUUGCCAAUGGGAGGAGGACAGUUUAACACCAAUAUUGCAUAUUGGUUGGGCUAAACCAUUAGUAAAUAACAUUACAAAAUUCGAUUAUGACAUUAGGUCCCAAGUUGUGAUUAAGGUUCCUGAAGAGGAUGAGGUGUACGCAAAAAAACAAAUAUCUCCAGGAUUGGCUGAAGCAACAACUUCCUCAUUGAGGAUUUUAGAAAAUUCACUAAGAGAAGAAUCCUCUGAGUUUCUUAAAAUUGAAAAGAUGCCUGUGAACUCCGAUUUGAAAAAGGAUCAGGUUGUUACCUGCAUUAUGAAUAACAAUACUCUUAAAAAGGAAGAGAAGGCUUCUUUGGAUGCGAAAAAAUCGGAUAUUACGGCUACGUUGGCGAAUCUAACUGCCGCAUGUGGGGAGAAGAUUUUAAAUCCUGAAUUUUUAUUGCAAGGCGGAGGCGAGCCUUUCGCUGAACAAAAGAAACAGUUAGAACAGAGGCAGGGAGCCUGUAACAGCGAUUCAGCAAAUGGAGUAAGAAAUAUCACAAGUAAAAAUAUCGACUCAAGCUUGGAGACAGAGAAAUCAAAACUCAGUGCAAAGUUGGUCCAAGAUAAUGAAGACAUUAUUAACAAUACUCUUUCAUAUUUGAAUCCAUCUUCAUCUCCACCCUCACCCGAAGACGAGAAUCCGUUCGAGUUUAUGUGUAAACGUCCCAUUAUUACACUUUACAGUCAAAAAAUGAAGGGACUUAAAGAUCUUCUGUUAGCAGAAAAAUUAAAUACCCAUGCUAUUUCGCUACAAGUCACCGCUCAAUCUGUAGCCAGCAAGAAGAUAAGAGGAAUCGAUAAGCUUGGCAAUCAUACGAGCACUUCAACCUAUGCAACUGCUCAUGUACCAAUCAAUGCUUCACAGUCGGCUCAUCCAAAUCAUUAUGGGAACUUGUCUGAUGGUAUAACUAACGUAAAUGAUAAUGGUGGUGUAGCUUCUUCAAUUGCUUCUUCACGACCUAAGCGUUCUCGUCGCGAGUAAGUAAUACAGUUGAGGAAACUCAGGUCAGGAAUUAGGUGUUUGGGCCAUCUUUAGUUGAACUUUCAGAAAAUACAAAAUGAAGAGCUCCAACUAUCCCGAAAGUCUUGCGUAACCUUGGCACAAUUACGUUCUGGAUAUCAGUAGGUUAAAUUGUUACCUACCGAGAAUCGACCUCGAGAUACUAAACAUAUGUGCAGCAUGUGAAGACACCCCGCACGAUAUAACCACCUUUUCACAUGCCUCAUCUAACACCCCCCUCCCUCUGAGCCCAACCUGUCGAAACAGCAAGUUUCUGGGUCUACCGUUAGAUGAGCUAGAGGAAGACGACCGGUAAUUUACAUUGCACUGACAGGCCUAGUAUGCUGCUACAACAACAACGACAAUAAUGUAUACAUAUGUACAUAUAUAUUUGCCAUCAUUAUUUUGCAAAUGCCGUAUGUAUUAUAAAAUAUCAAGCUAUCAGGAUAUUUCACUUUGAACAACCCAUACAUUUUUUUGAUGUCUAAAUCAGGGUUUAAGCAGUCUUUCUUUGAAGAGGAACGACCAUAAUGCCUGACCUUCACUCCAAAAUCGCCAAUUCUGCUUAUUUACGUACCCAUUGAUCCAAAAAUGAGUUUCGUCGCUGAACACAAUUUUUCGAUAAAAAAGUGGAUCUUAAACUUUCUCAACAGAACACGUAUUUUUAUAAUAAAAUUCAAUGAUUUGCAAGCGUUGUUCCUUUGUAAGACGAUUCAUGGUUAAAUUAUAGACCGAACUGAAGAUGUUUGACAGUGAAACAAAACACGAAACGUGCGUCAGCUGUUUAAACCAACUGUUUAAAAAGAUAAUAGCUAAAAAAUCACCCGUUAGUUGUUUCAUCAUUUGUUUCAAUUCUUUUUGUUGUGUCGGGUAAGUGUUAGUUGUGAGAGAAUGAUGUUUAUGGCUCGUUGAUGAUAUAUUUUUGGGAAGUUUUUCUGCGUACGAUAUUUCUGGGGUUAUUAGUACAUUUACACCAGUGUUGUGAUACUGCGGGUGGCGUUUGCGUUGUUGGUAGUCCUUUUUUACUGAGGAAAGGGGAAUUUUUGUAUUUGUAGGGCUUUGUAGACCAUGCAUCCUUUAUAAUUUGCAGUAUGAUUUUCGCCGUAUAGGGCACAUUUAAUUACAUUGCUGUUGGAGGAGUGAAUGAUUUUGCAGUUAAGUGUAUUAUGUUUACCAGCACAUUUUACACAUACUGGAUCUUUUGCGCAAUAAUUCUUCGUGUGACCAUAUUUUUGGCAGUUUGUGCAUUUAGGGAUUGUCCCCUUUUGAUGUGGUGGCUCAAACGUGACUCUGCAGUGUAGAGGGCUUACUAUUUUGUAAAUUUCUUUGUUAUUCUCUUGUUGUUUUAGUUCUAUAGCAAAGAGCGGGAGAUGUUGUUUUAUGUUACUGCGUUGAAUUUUGUGUAUAUUUAGCACUUCGUGACCAAGUUCUUAAUUUCGUUUUUAUCUGCUGCAUGAUAGACGUUGCGAAGUAUUACUUUGAAGCCUCGUAGGUAUUUAAGUCUAAAUGUGUAGUUAUUUGUUUGUUUAUCUUUUAAUAGUUUUAAAAUGUUUGUGUAGUGAAUGCUUUCUUGUGGUUGGAUUUUAACUUAAUUUGUUGAGAGUGCUUUAAGUUCGUAUUUUGUAUCAGAUAGUGAUUUAAGGGCUGUUGUUAAUGCAUGUACAUUUUCUACCUUUUGCGCAUACAUAUAUGGGCCGUGGUUUAAUUUUGCGUUGUUCUGUUUGGAUUCGUAAUUUGGUUUUCGGUUCUGUCCCAGUGCCAGUAUGUAGUUCACUCUCUUCAGCUUCUUGUGCCAGCAAUUCAAAACGAUUUUUCGAAUUAGGCUUGUCCAGUCAGUACUCUUGAGUGUUUUUUGUACAGUACUUUGAGUUUGGUUUUAUGUUUUUUAUUACUGUUCAUCUGUUCGUUUGAGUUGUUUGGGAACUUUCUGUUACGGUACCGUUUUAGGUUUUUUUGCUUAUUUGGUUCUUUGGGGGGUAAUGGUGUUGAUAUUUUGUACUUGCGCGAAUGUCAAUGUUGUGGAAGUUUUUGAAUUUGUUGCCGAAGAGCAAAUCAGAUGUGACAGGGAACAUACUGAUGUUGUAGCUGCUGUGUUUGCUGUUGUUGUUGUGUUGUUUAUUGAUGUCGUUGUGAGCGGAAGAGUGGACAGAGCGAGCUAGUGGCUCGGUAUUGUGGCGGAGAGUGGUUGAUGUUUUUGAUAUGUGUGGGAGAAGUGGAGUUGGUGGUGACGCGCACUGGCCACUCCAGGAAGUAAAUUUUAACGAUGCUCGCUCUCUACCUAUAACAUUCCACUGUAAAUUUUAAUUUUUCUUUUCUUUAUCGUUUUCAUUUACUUCUUCAUGCUCAUCCAACUAGAAAAACUUGAAAUUACUGAUAAUCUUUUCUGUGUCCUUGUAUAUGACACCACAACUUCAGCACUACCUUCUGUAGAUAGCACACGCAAGAUCCACGAAAUAAAAGGAAUGCAGGCUACAAAUUUGAAAAUACUUUGUCAUUUGCUAGAUUUUUUUCUAAUAUUAUCACUGUUACACAACUGCAGAACAACAGUACAAAAUAUGCACUCCAUUUAAAAAAAAAUGCAUAUACUGAAUGGAAAUGUAAACUUUCUUAGCGGUGGCAAGAAAAAUAUAUAUAUAUUAAAAGUGCUCUUCCCAUUUAACGAAGAAAGAAAACAUAUCCACACACGAUCGCCUUUGCUAACUACAUUUCGUCUCCAGACCCUCAAUAUCUAACAGUCCAAGAAUAUUUCAGAUUUGUUGUAUCCUUACCACUCACACAUUAUUGCAUGGAAUUUCAAAUUACGUGAAUUUCCGUCUCCCGUCUUCGAAGUGUUAAAAGAAAUUUAAUUGAAUGAUUUAAUUAAGUUUAUUCGAUGUAAUGUAUUCUAACAUCCGCUAAAAUUAUAAAUAUAUAGCUUUGUUUACUUAAAUAUUAAAAUAAAUAACAAAGCGAAUUUCUUUUUCUUAAUGUCGAGUAAACAGCAUCAUUUCAUAAAGAAUAUACUCGACCUAAUUCAGUUAAUUCAACGACUUUGAUAUUAACAGUAGAGGACUGUUGUUAUAUUUCUGAGUGUACUGCUUCUGACCAUCUUGAGAAUCGGUCAAUCAUCGUAAGGCUGAAUCUAUAUCCUUAUGGUAUUACAAUAAUGUCUAAAUGUACAUUAAUUUUAAUAACACCCUAAAUAUUGUGUUGUGGAAUCCCUCAUGCGUUUCCUGUCAAAUGUAAUAAAAUAUUUUAUCUAAAUAAUUAUCUAGUAUCUUGUAGCUUUGAGUUCGUUAUCUGUAACUAUUUUUUAUGAGCUUCCGAAUUUAAUGAAAUGAUAUUCUAAACUGUUCCAUAUUUUGAAAAUUUAUCGAUGACGGUCAGAAAAUGGAAUCUCAUAAUAAUAUAUAAAUAACUUCGUUGCUGCUUUUGUUGUAGCAGCAUAAACAUUCCCCGUGCAUAUACGAGGAAUGCUGCUGAAGUGACAGUCCUCGGCCGCAUAUAAAUCGCGGUCGUUCCGGUUACGUAGUACCGACUGUCGUGGGAACGUAACUUCGUAUUUUUUAUUAGUGUUUCCGUCAUUUUAAAUUUGAGCUUUAUUGGAUUCCUAUCAUUUUUUAUUUCCUGACAAGCUUUACCAUUACCAUUAGGCUAAUUCAUUGUGCAGUUAACUACAUAUUUCUUUAAUGGGCUACAGUCAACAAUUUCUUUCUAAAUAAUGGGUUAUAAAAGAAAAUUAAAAAUUCAGAUUCUAAAUUAUAAUCAACUAUUUCAUAACAUUUGUACUGCCAAAUUAUUUAAGAAUUAAUUUUGUUUUGAGUAUAGGAUAAUGAAAUGAAGAAUGAACCCUAUUUUAAUUUGUAAUUCAAAUUUUUAAUAAAGAAUUGGAAAUUUUAUUGAUAAAGAUAAAGGCAACCUUGAACUUAUAUUUUUUUUCAUUUUUUCCUGAAUUUUAAAAAAUUCUGCAAUAAUGAUGCCUUGAUUUUGAAGGGCCAGAACAAACUAUUCGAUAUUCUUCAUUGUGACAAAAAAUAUAAUCCUUUAUAUGAUGAUGAUAUAUUUAAAAGUAUACUCUGAUAAAAGUAAUUAGUGUGUAAACUAGAGUAAAAUUAAUGCAAGAGGAAAAAGAUUAGCAAACGAAAGCAUUUCUCUACCAGUUAUCUUUAAUCGACUAUGGAUGUCCAUUCACCAUAGUUAAUGUUAAGAAAAUCUAAAUUAAAAGCUUUCUUAGACAUAAGUAAAAGUAAAAUAUUGCAUACGCCUUCAAAAACCGCAAAUGAGAAAGUUAUUAAUACUAUUAUUAAUUGAUUCCUCUCCAUAAGACCAACAUCAUUUAAAUUUUCAUUUCCCUUAUUUCACAGUCUUCUUUGAUCUUCGCCAGCGUAUUCGAUCUUUUAGCCAUAAGAUCGUUGACACCAAGUGCACGCAAACUCGCUAAAUCACAUUUGUAAUCUGAGCUCCGUUUCGAAUUCUGCAAAUGGUUACCGUUCCCUUUGCAACAGGGAAUUAAACUUGAAAAUUUCUAUAACAGUAUUCUUGUGUGGAGAGUAAUGUUUCGAACCGAGAUUGCAACACUUGUAGAUAUAUCGCCUCCCUUAUACCAGAAACACGAAUGUGUAAAAAUUAAAAGACCGAAAAACGUAUAUUUCUCGUAAAUUUAGAAUAUUUGGCUUCUGAUAUGCCAAAUUGUUUAUAGCUUCUUUGUACACUUGGUAUUCUGAGUUUUGGUACAACAUAGAACAUCCAAAGGUUAAUCAAGUCAACUCAUUAACUCAGAAUUGGAAAAUUUGCACAUUCAUGCUUCAGGUACAUAGGUACAAAUCAUGAUACAAUUGUGGUGAUAAGUUACGAUAUGGUACAAAUCAUGACUCAAUUAUUACUAUUUCAGCCAUUGGUACACAUUGCGAUUUUACCAGCAGGAGCAGUGUUCCCAGAAGGGAUAAUGUUUAGUUGUAGAAAAUGUGUAAUUUGCUGAAGAAACCAGGCGAAUUAACCUUAUCAUGGUAACGCCAGCAGUGGCUGCUAGUUGCCUUAAUUGUGUAAUAGAAUCAUUUAUAAUAAUAUUUUAUGUAAAUAAAUAAAUAAAAUAAAAUAGACACCAGCCAUUCCAUAUCAGAUAUCUUCAAAUCUAUUUGACUAAUUGUAACGAACGUAAUUUGCUAGAGUACAUAUAGUUCAGUUUGAAAUUUUACGAGUACACAAUUACCAGUGCACUAACUAACUAAACUAAAUAGAUCACUGCAAUUAAAAUUUAAAGGUGUAAUAGUUCACGAAAUUGUUGCCGGCAACGUUAUUAUUACCACCCAAAAAACAUUAAAAACAUUUUGAAAAAUGCUUUUUCGAUCACCUUAAGAACUUUUUCCAUUUUUGAUUUUUUUUUUUUGUUUUGUGGGCAAACAAGUUUUUGUAAGUAUGUAUUUCUCACUCAAUAUUGAAAAUUUUUUGAGGAGCAGAAGUAAAACACUAAGGGUGCGACCAGAGUGAACGCUGAUGCCGAGCGGAGCCGAGCCGAGCUUAUUGACGCUUAUUUUCAUGCGAGAAGAAAAUUUGUAUACAACACAGUGAAUGCGAGAAUCAGCGCUGAAAUUCUGUUUAUUCCAUUUGUUUUGCUCUUAUGUCAUUUAAUUUUGUUGUUCAUUUGUGUUUAUAAAAUUGCUGUACACGGUAAUGGAUUCAUCUGAUGAAGAGUAUUUUGCUUCUCCUAGUGUGAUUAAUGCAAUUAUUAACACAAAAGAGUUUGGAAAAAAUCCAAUUACACUAAAAAGGAAUGAAUUUGGUGAAUUUCAUCAUUUAUAUAAUGAUUUAAGAAAAUAUCCAGCUAAAUUUCAACAAUAUACCCGAAUGAAAAUUGAAACAUUUGAUUACAUUCUGGACAAGAUAGGUGUGAAACUAAACAAAAACUGGACAAAUUUUUUUUUUUUUUUUACCCCACUCCAUUGGCCAGUUUUUUUUCGAUUUUCGUGGUGUGGUGCACUAUGGAUUCCUUCCACCUGGCCAAACUGUUAAUAAGGAAUAUUGUUUAAGCGUUAUACGUCGUUUACGUGAAGCAAUUCAUCUAAAAAGACCAGAAUUAUGGGCCAACAACUCUUGGUUUUUGCAUCAUGAUAAUGCACCGUCUCACACUGCACUCGUUCUUCGUGACCAUUUCGCCAAAAAUUCCACGCAUAUCGUUCCGCAACCACCGUAUUCGCCUGACUUGGCUCCGUGUGGCUUCUGGCUAUUCCCAAAACUCAAGAGGCCACUCCGGGGAACGCGUUUCGAGUCGAUUGAGGAGAUAGAAGCUGAAUCGAAGAAGGUGCUGAUGGCUAUACCGGAAAUGGACUAUUUGGCAUGUUUCGGGGAUUGGAAAAAUCGUUGGCAUAGGUGUAUUUUAUCGAGAGGGGAUUUUUUUGAAGGGGAUGAAAUUGAUUUACAAGAAUAAAUAAAGAUUUUUCAUUUUACAACCAAAUUCACCUUACUUUUUGCCCACAGGUAAAAAAAGAAAAUAUUAAUCCUGGCAAUCCUAAUAAGGAUAAUGGAAAACUUUUAUCAAAUUAUUGCAUUGUCAUCGGUCCUUGAUAGGUGUGCAAAAUUUCAAGUCGAUCAGAUUUUUAGAAGCCAGUGAAAAUUAAGCUCAAAGAUUCCGUUACAUACAUACAUACAACCCGACCUAAUAAAAGUGUGUUAAAAACACAACUGCACUCUAAAAAGUAAACAUCAACAAUCCAAAAAAGCGAGCAAAACGCUUUGAAACUGUUUUCUCGCACUCAUCGGCUUUGCUCUCUGCUCUUGUCGGCGCUCACUGUGUUAUACACAAGCUUAUUUGUAUUGACUUGUAUGUAGUCAGUUUUAUCGCACUGACAAUCUCGGCUCGGCUUUCAGCGCUCACUCUGGUCGCACCCUAAGAUUUUAGAACUGGUUAAGUGCACUAUGCUUAUCCCGUUUUAUGCUAUUCAAAGAUUAUAAAUUUUGAAAUAUUUGUAUAAAAUUAUGGAGAGAAAAAAUAAAAGGGAAGCAUAUAGCUAAGUUAAGAAUAUCAAUCCCAAAUAAAAAGGACGUACAGUUUAUAAAAGAAAUGUUAGUGGUUAAGUAUACUUUAAAAUAAUAUAAAGAAUAUACAUACAUAUAUGUACGAGUAUGUAUUCAAGUUUAAAUUCAGUUUAACAUUUCCUCUCUCUUGUGAUAUGCUUUCCUAAAAGCUUUUGUAAUCAAACUAUUAUACUUAUAUACAUAUUUAUAUAAUAUAAUAUAACUGCGUAUGUACUAUCGCAGUCCUAACAGUAUACACUUUUUAUUUUCAUAAAUACCUACAUAUACAUACAUAUAAGUCAAGGAUUGUACACUAAAAACACUUAAGGGGCCAACCCGCUUAAGUGAAACACGUCAUAAAUAUUUAAUUCAGUACUAUUAAUACCAAUAUACGAAUUAAACUUAUCGUUGCAGCGCCAACAGUGGCUGCAAUCUUACAAAAAUGUUGUUCAACACGAAUAGACGAUAACAAUUUUGAAAAAGGGUGUCUUCAGGAUCAACCUUACCGAAAACAGUACCAGUCCAGAUGGUGGUAGGGUUAAACUUUUGAAGCCUAGGGCGGAAGUAUGAAUAAUUUAUCGUAUAAAACGACUUCAAAUAUUGUAUAAUUUCUAUUCUCAGAAUAUUUAAAGAGGAAUUUUUUGGAAUUACAUAUGAACUCUCUGGUUCCAACCUAAAUGAUUAUUUUUGCCCCUUUUCUCAAAACAGGUACAAUGAAAGUUCAUUAAAAAGCAGUUAAAGUGUUAAAUUAUUCCUCAUACGUUUUAAUAAGGUUACCGAAAUAGCAUUUGGAAACAUUUUAAACACAUACAUUCCUGUUGAGUAAACUGUUAAAAAAACGUAUUUUCUUUCCAUUUAAUCAGUUCCACUAAAUAUGCCUUUCGUAUUUCAAAUAUGUCCAUAUUUAUUUUUUUUAUUAUUAUAGAAAUAUUCCUUUAAUGUUUCGUCCCUAAAGGAAAAAUUAAACGAAAAAAGAAUUUCUUUGUUCAUAACUUAUAUUCUGUGGAUCCUUCUUCAUUUCAUCAGUUCCACUAAAUAUGCCUUUCGUAUUUCAAAUAUGUCCAUAUUUAGUUUUUUUAUUAUUAUAGAAAUAUUCCUUUAAUGUUUCGGCCCUAAAGGGAAAAUUAACACUUUGGCUGAAACAUAUCACCAGUGAUCACAAAAAAAAACCUACCCCAGGUGCCAAGCAAAAAAAUCAUGUUCCCGUUUGAAUUUUAACGAGAUAUUUUUACCAGGAAUAAAAGUCACGCUCCUGACGCGUAUGAGCACGUUUUUGUGCUGUGUUCACCGGUGACCACUUGCCGUUUUUUUAAAACUAUUCUUAUUUUAUUUUGAAGAAGUAAAUCAAAAUAAAUCAGUAUCAAACUUAAGUUCAUAGCGAGCAGUUGGUUGCAAAUUACAGUGAAAUAUAGUGAAGUGAAGUUGGGAAGUUAUGAAUUCCGAGGAAAUACGUGACGCGUUGAAUUCAAUGGAAAAUUCCAGUGUUAGUGGUGAGGAUUUUAGUCCAGAUGAAGAUGAGUACAUCCCAGAUUCAGGCAGUGAUACAAGGAGUGAUGCCAGUAUUGAUGAAGACCUCGAUGUUAGUGCUACAAAUGUUAAUAAUACUGCUGAUGAAGACCAGACGGAAACUACGACAGCAUGGGCCUCGCCUGCUACCGGAGAGACUUUGAAAAUUUAGAAGAAUUUACCAAUUCACCCCAGGUUUUGCAAUAUGAUGCCGGUACGCCAUUUCAAUAUUACAGAAAGUUUUUGACCGAUGAGAUAUUGGAUAUUAUUGUUGAAGAGACAAAUAGGAAUGCAAACUCUCAAGUAACUGGCAUCGGUACUCGCAGCAGCAGUAGGAUGAAUAUGUGGAAAGAUACUGAUCGCCAGGAGAUCAUGGAGUUUCUGGCCAUAGUCAUGUAUAUGGGAAUGGUAAAAUACCCUGCAAUAACCGACUAUUGGAAACCAAGCACAUUGUUCAAAAACGCAUUCGUCCCACAAGUUAUGGCUCGUAACCGGUUCCAGAUCUUGCUCAAAUUCAUUCACUUCGCAGAUAAUGCCCAGUCCUCUGAAACAGUGUCAAAAACUUAUAAAAUGCAAAUAUCUGACUUUCGUCAAAGCAUUAUCCUUUUCAUGAGUGGAAAAGAUAGCAUUUCAAUAGCGCGCUCACCUCCGCAGGAAAAACAUUUUUUAAUAACGUCGACAGAAGCAACAAAGGAUGGUAGGCGCAAGAGACAUCGUUGCGGCAUGUGCUAUUCAGAAUUAAAGACGACAAGCUCGUCGUCAGUCGCCAGGAAGAAGGCCAAACUAGUGGCCACAUACUGUGCCCAACGUCGGAGGUCACCAUACCUAUGUCUUAAACAUUUUCAACAACUACAUUAAAAUUAAAAACAAAAAAUAUAGUUUUUUCUGUUUCCAGAAUUGAAUUGAAUUUUCUCAUUUUUAAUUUCGUAUUAUUUCAAAACUUUGUAUUUUACUAUGAAAUAAAAUAUUUUUUCUUUUAAAAAAAAACUUUCAAUUUUCCCAAAACUCCUUCCGUUAGGGUCCCAGCCCCUAAAAUCUAGGGGCCUAAGCGUGUAUCACUGGUGAGACAUUGGCACCUGGGGGUAGUUUUUUGAAAUGAUCACCGGUGAUACAUUGUCACCUGGGGGUAGGUUUUUGAAAUGAUCACCAGUGAUACAUUGGCAGCCAACGUGUUAAACGAAAAAAAGAAUUUCUUUGUUCGUAACUUCUAUUCUGUGGAUUCUGUGGAUGUUAAGUAAAGCUAAACCAUUUGAUUUUUGUUCAGUUUAAUUAGGUAAAUAUGUUUUAAUUAUCCCGAUUGCUGAGAAGCAGCGUUCGCUGGAAGGAACUGUCACUGGAAGUGUUGCUCCUAUCUUAAGAUCAUCUAUGAAUGUUGUUUGCCUAUGUUCCGUAGGUAAAUUAAAAAAAUGUUGAUGUCAGAUUGAAUACCAAUGGUGAAAUAUUGAAACGGUGAAAUAUUAGCCAUUUUGUUUCCAAAGUAUAUGCAGUAAUUGUUAGUUCUACUACUUCAACUUUUACACAUUUUGUUUCAAUAAUGUUUAGAAUGCUAGACAAGAUUCUAAAUACAUAGCCAAAAUGAAAGCAGCCGGAAAGGCAGCUUAUUUCGGUUUAAAAAAACUCGUUAUUUUUACAGAAUGCACUUUUAAUUUUCAUUCCCAAAUAAUACACUAGCUCGUAACUCAAUUUUUCGAUUUAACUCACACACAUUGAGAAUACGCUUUUUCUAUACUAUUACACAUACUAUAUGUUUGUUCUUUAUCCGCAGGUUUUUGCAAAUAGUUAAAAAUUCAUACACCCUUUACCGAAAGAAAUUUAAAGAAAAUUGUCUCAAAAUUUUCCACAGAUAAUUCGGGGUGUUUUCACUCCAAUAAUUUCUCCAACUAGGUUUGUCUCCAUAUCUUCAAAUGGGUUUGCAUUAGUGUUUCAAAAAAGGUAUUUUAUAUUUUGAUUUGUAUUUAAAAACUGAUGACCUAACGUAAAUUGCAGGAGAUUAAAAAUGCCAAUAAACCUUAGACUAUUGUCUUAUUUAGAACCUUAGUGAGACAUAUUAUAUUAGUUUGUCUAUAACAGUUAUAGUGUUUUAAUUUAAACCAAAAAUUUACCAUAUAAAAGCUUGAGUCGCAACUUAAUGGUCUUGUUAUACCUAUUUACCUACAAACGAUUUGGUAAAAUUGAUGGUCAAUUUGGGUGGUUUCAUUUGUAAGUUGGGCCAUCGAAGUACUCCUAUUUGAAACACUUAGUGUAUAUGUAGUGUAGAUUAAAAUAUAUAAGUAUAUUACACUUGCAUAACCAAGUACAUAUAAUACAUUACUUAAAAAAUAAGAAUACAGUCAUAUAUAAGGAAUGGCUAUGAUUUGUAAAUAAUGAUAAUAAGAAAUGAAUUUUAAGGAAAGUCUGUGAUGAAAAAAUUAUAAAAACUAAUUUCACGUCAUUUUUAGUGCAUAUAAAUCCCAAAAUAAACAUGUUAAAGCGGAUAUGAAUGGAAAUCAUAUUUAAUAAGAAGUUACGUUUUGCAAUAAUCUUCUACAAACAUAGAAUGUUUAAAUACCUGUAACAUUUAAAUAAAUAAUAAUAGUGUAUAUUUAAAUGUUAAAUGUUAAAAAUUAUAAAAUUAAAUAUAUCCAUAUUGUAGUUACAUUGUGAUUUUUGAUUUUGACGUGUAUUUAUCUAAAUAAUGCAUAUAGUUAUAUUUUUAAGAAAAAUGUUGUAAAUUCAACACAAAAUUUAAAAUGUAUAAAACUUGAAUAAUAAAAAAUUCAUAACGUUUUUGGCUUUACUACAGCACAUUGAGCAUUUUUUGGGACAUAACCUACAAUUCGUCUCUUUGUUUUUCCUUCUUUCUUUUGCUUCUGAGUGUUCGGGUAUAUAUCAAUACUCGUAUUUAUAUACAAGCUCGUUCGGUAAAGGAGCAGAUGGUUUUUUAUUAAGGGCUUUUUCAUACCAGAAAAACCACUCGGAGGUUAAUCAAGUCAGUACUUGCCAAGGGGCGGCCGCUGUUAGAAACACCCUUUUCAAUCAUUUUAUAUUUCAUGACUACAGUGGGUUUCGAACCCGGGCCCUCCCGGGAGUCUCGCUAUAGCUAUGGUGGCCGCCUUGUCAAGGUUUGUAGUUGUAGAUAAAACCUUAUAAAUUACCGAAAUUUUAAAUUUCGUCAGUCGAUGACAAAUUCUAAUU
This is a messenger RNA of Anastrepha ludens (Mexican fruit fly), 14808 nucleotides long. RefSeq names its product menin (gene Mnn1). The transcript has 6 exons. Gene Ontology annotation, molecular function: chromatin binding; transcription cis-regulatory region binding; Y-form DNA binding. The record is from RefSeq and is a predicted model, not a curated record. NCBI's taxonomy places the organism in Eukaryota, Metazoa, Arthropoda, Insecta, Diptera, Tephritidae. Gene Ontology annotation, biological process: negative regulation of cell population proliferation; regulation of transcription by RNA polymerase II; negative regulation of cell cycle. Bases 730 to 3120 code for a protein of 796 amino acids. Gene Ontology annotation, cellular component: chromatin; nucleus; histone methyltransferase complex.